Sus scrofa (pig) is the source of this 3828-nucleotide messenger RNA. RefSeq names its product T cell activation inhibitor, mitochondrial (gene TCAIM). The record is from RefSeq and is a predicted model, not a curated record. Lineage: Eukaryota; Metazoa; Chordata; Mammalia; Artiodactyla; Suidae. Gene Ontology annotation, cellular component: mitochondrion.
CGGAUCUGAGCUUCCAAGGCUGCGUGCAAGACAGGCGGUCACCUGGUUGUUGACGUCAGCGCGGGGCUGAGAGCCUCUAGGGUUUUAACCCGCGUCUCCUGCUACGCGCAGGCGCCCGAAAGGAAGACUUGGCAUGCUUCGGCCAAUGAGAGCGCGUUCUGCGACUCCUCUCUAGCCAGCCUCCGCAGCCGGCGCAGAAGGACGGGUGGAGCGGAACGCACCCAGCUGAGAUUUCGAGGGCGGGAGGCCGAGAAAGCACUGCGGCAAUUAAUGGAUGCCUGGAAGUUGACCUACAUAUAUAUCCAGAAAUGUUUUGCCACCUGAGACCUAUGAGGAGGUUGUGUCUAGGGAAGAUAUUUCCAUACUGGUUUCUCUGCUCAAGAGCUUUAUCAGGAGCUGAAGCAGUAAAUGCCUUAAGACCAUUCUACUUUGCUGUACAUCCAGAUUUCUUUGGACAGCACCCAAGGGAAAGGGAAGUCAAUGAAAAUUCUCUUAAGAGGUUAAGUGCCUACUUAGAAAAUCUCCAGAAACCAGGCUCCAAGUCUUUGAAACCAACUCAGCUUAUGUUUUAUGUAAGAGAAACAGACCAGAAUUCCUCUGAGGGCCAGGAACACUUCACCACUUCUGGAUUUCGAGCAGUCAAAUUUACUUUGCACACCAGAGAUCUGCUAAGCACAGUAUUAUAUAUUCUCAACUCCUGCAGUUUAUCUGUUGAACAUAUCCAAAGCUCGAAUACUAAUGUGCAUUCCCAGCCUCUCAAGAAGGCCCAAAGGAUGUCUGACAGGCCCAUCAAAUGGGACAAGUCCUACUACUCCUUUACUGGAUUCAAAGACCCUGAUGAAGACCUCGAGCAAGUCUGGAGAAUGGAAACAACCCUCACAUCCUGGUUAGAUAACAAUGGAAAGAGUGCAGUUAAAAAGCUGAAGAAUAGUUUGCCACUUAGAAAAGAACUCAGUCGUUUAAAAGAUGAACUGUCCCAUCAACUGGAGCUCUCAGAUAUCAGGUGGCAGAGGAGCUGGGGCAUCGCCCAUCGCUGCAGCCAGCUGCACAGUUUAGGCCGCUUAGCCCAGCAGAACUUGGAAACACUUAAAAAUGCAAAAGGAUGUACAAUAAUAUUUACAGACCGGUCCGGGAUGAGUGCAGUGGGCCAUGUGAUGCUAGGAACAAUGGAUGUCCAUCAUCACUGGACAAAACUUUUUGAGAGAUUACCGAGUUAUUUUGACCUGCAGAGGAGGCUGAUGCUUUUGGAAGAUCAAAUAAGCUAUCUUCUGGGUGGCAUCCAAGUUGUUUAUAUUGAAGAGUUACAGCCAGUGUUGACACUUGAAGAAUACUACUCUCUUCUUGACGUGUUCUAUAAUAGACUUUCGAAAAGUCGAAUACCUUUUCACCCUCGAAGUCUGCGUGGUUUACAAAUGAUCCUUAACAGUGACAGAUAUGCUCCAAGCCUGCAUGAACUGGGCCAUUUUAACAUCCCGACCCUCUGCGACCUAGCCAACCUCCAGUGGUUUAUUCUCACCAAAGCCCAACAGGCGAGAGAGAACAUGAAGCGAAAAGAAGAGUUGAAGGUCAUGGAACACGAACUGAUGCAGGCUUCGACGAAGAAAUUUUCUCUGGAGAAGUUUUAUAAGGAGCCCAGUGUUUCUAGUAUGCAAAUGGUGGAUUGUUGUCAGAGACUUCUAGAGCAGUCACUGCCUUACCUGCAGGGGAUGCACCUCUGCGUUUCCCACUUUUACUCUGUUAUGCAAGAUGGAGCUUGCAUUCCUUGGAAUUGGAAGAGUGGAGAAGCCAUUAAAUAACACAGAAAUCUGUAUUCCUUUUUAAAGAGAUAAACUUAAGAGUUUUUCUUAUUUAAAUCCACAAUUUGAUAAAACAGUAUUAUUUACAUGUUACAAGAACAAAGUUUCUAACAGCUGCUUUAAAAGCAGGCUUUUUUUUUUUUUUUUUUUAAGUAAUUUCUGUUAGGAAACUCUUUUUAAAAAGGUUUUAUCUCCCAAUCUUAUGGCAUGUCUUAUCUGAUUGGCAAGACUGAGUGAAAAGAUGCUACAAUGAAAGAACAUAUUUGUAGUGGUACGAAAAUGGGGGAUUCUACAGGGUUCAAGACAUACAUUGUUUUCUCUUUUUUUUUGUCUUUUUAGGGCUGUACCCAAAGCAUAUGGAGGUUCCCAGGCUAGGGGUCGAGUCUACAGCUGCCACCCUACGCCACAGCCACAGCAACUUAGAAUCAGAGCCAUAUCUGCAACCUGCACCACAACUCCUGGUGAUGCCAGAUGCUUAACCCACUGAGCAAGGUCAGGGGUCAAACCUGCAUCCUCAUGGAUGCUAGUCAGAUUUGUUUCUGCUACGCCACGACAGGAACUCCUAUAUUUUUAUUUUCUGUCGAGUGAAUGUUGCUAAGUGUAAACAGAUCUCAUUCAGUAUAGCUCUGAAGUCAUGAAACUCAUUUCCACAUGGAACACAAUUCAACAUGCAGCGUAACACAUCAUACAUGUCAAUACACAUGUAUUUUACAGCCAGUUAUGGACAGUUUCAGUCCAAAACAGAUGAUUGAUGGGUAGUAAAUUUUUAACCGAAUUUUACCUAAAGAGCAACUAAAUGGGGAGAAGGCAACUGAAUGAAUAUGAGACUAACAUCACAAGCCCUCUAAUAGAGUUUUUUAAAGUGUCUACAGUGACAGAAGAGUUGAAGUUUUCCUACUUAUUAAGAUAUUUUUAUUAUUGGUAGCCUGUAACCAACAGACAAUGAAUUUUUUGUGACUCACUGAAUGAGGUGAAUAAUUUUUCAUGGACAAACGCUAUCCAGGAAAAUCCUUGUUCCCGAAGAGUUCCAGCAAAUGAAGUCAAGUUUAAAAUGAUUCAGACCACUCAGGAUCUCUGACCCCCUUCUAACCUCGGUCUUCCAAUCAUUGGAAUGCUGAUUAAAGCCCCUCUGAGUCACCCCCCAUCCAUAAUUGUGUGAACUUUCCUGGAGCCCUAACACAGCCCAGCCCCAAGCUCUCUAAACACAGGGCUUCUCUCUCUACUGGUAUUUCCCUUAGGAUAAUAUUUUAUUUUUAUUUAUUUAUUUUUUUUUUGUCUUUUUACCGUUUCUUGGGCCGCUCCCUCAGCAUAUGGAGGUUCCCAGGCUAGGGGUCGAAUUGGAGCUGUAGACGCCAGCCUAAUGCCACAGCCACAGCAACACUAGAUCCAAGCCAAGUCUGUGAUCUACACCACAACUCACGGUAAUGCCAGAUCCUUAACCCACUGAGCAAAGCCAGGAUCGAACCCUCAAUCUCGUGGUUCCUCGUCGGAAUCGUUAACCACUGAGCCACGACAGGAACUCCAAUAUUUUAAACCAUAUCCAAAACUUCAGCUUGUUUCUCAAGAGGACAAGGUGAAUCCAAGUUUGGGACACCAUUUUUGAGGCUCUUACUGCUGAAGAAAUAAGAAUUUUUUCCCUAGUGUAUUAGAAAGGAGGGGAGAUGUUAACCAUUUUUGAAGCAUGUUUUAAAAAUUUAUUGAAAGCUAAUUAUUUAAAUGGUUGAAAAACAAAUGUGUGUUCUAUUAAGUAUUGAUUUGUUGUAAUUAUAGUUUUGUGAAUAUCAUCCCUUUUAACCUGUGCCUAACACUGUAUGUAAUUUUUUUCUCUAAUGUGAAAAUGUUGCCUGUAAAGAUUUCCCAGAGCCAAAUGCUGAGAAUAAAAAAUUCUUUAAAGGUUAUGUAAGAAAAUUUAUUGGAAAAUUAGAUUUGGAUUAUGCCAUUUCUAAAAUCAACUAAUACAGAAUCAUCAUAAUGUUUUGAAUUGGACUUUGUCUCACAAUUGUUACAUAAUAAAUAUGUCACUCAGAUCAUU